AUGGACUCUCAGCAGACGGACUUCAGGGCGCACAAUAUGCCCCUCAAACUCCCGAUGCCCGAGCCGGGCGAGCUGGAAGAGAGAUUCGCCGUUGUGCUGGAGCACUGGGUAUCUCCUCAAAAUGCCAGUCACAUCAAACCGAUGCACCCGACGUCUAUCCAUGGGGUGGAAGACAUGAUCCGCUUGGGGGAUCUGAAUGAGGCGGGCAUUCUGAGAAAUCUCCUGAUCCGAUAUCGGGAGCGCCUGAUUUAUACCUACACGGGCUCGAUAUUGGUGGCCGUAAAUCCCUACCAGCUGCUUCCCAUUUACUCCCCGGAGCAGAUCCGCCUCUACACCAACAAAAAGAUUGGGGAGAUGCCUCCGCAUAUUUUUGCCAUCGCAGACAAUUGCUACUUCAACAUGCAAAGGAACAACAAGGAUCAGUGCUGUAUUAUAAGUGGCGAGUCGGGCGCGGGGAAAACAGAAAGCACCAAACUCAUCCUGCAGUUCCUAGCGGCCAUCAGUGGCCAACACUCCUGGAUUGAACAGCAAGUGCUGGAAGCCAACCCCAUAUUGGAAGCUUUUGGAAAUGCAAAGACCAUUCGCAACGACAACUCCAGCCGGUUUGGUAAAUACAUCGACAUCCAUUUCAACAAGCGAGGUGCGAUUGAGGGAGCCAAAAUUGAGCAAUACCUGUUGGAGAAAUCCCGUGUUUGUCGACAGGCUCAAGAUGAGAGGAACUAUCACAUAUUUUAUUGCAUGCUGAAAGGAAUGACCUUGGAGCAGAAAAAAAUGCUGGGACUUAGAAAAGCAGCAGACUAUAACUAUCUUUCAAUGGGCAAUUGCAUUACUUGUGAUGGUAGAGACGAUAGCAAAGAAUACUCCAAUAUCCGAGCAGCAAUGAAAGUCCUGAUGUUCACUGACACGGAGAACUGGGAAAUUUCCAAGCUUUUGGCAUCCAUUCUCCAUAUGGGGAACCUGCGAUAUGAAGCCCGGAACUAUGACAACCUUGAUGCUUGUGAGGUCGUCCACUCUGCAUCUUUGAUAACUGCUGCUUUGUUACUGGAGGUUGAGCCUCAGGAUCUGAUGAACUGUCUCACUAGCCGGACGAUUAUUACCAGAGGAGAGACAGUGUCCACCCCACUCAGUAUGGAACAGGCAUUAGAUGUCCGAGAUGCAUUUGUAAAGGGUAUCUACGGCAGACUUUUCGUGUGGAUUGUGGAAAAGAUCAACGCGGCCAUUUACCGACCGCCUUCCCACGAGAACAAAAAUGUCCGGAGAUCCAUUGGAUUACUCGAUAUCUUUGGAUUUGAGAACUUCACAGUAAACAGUUUUGAGCAGCUCUGUAUUAAUUUUGCCAACGAGAACCUGCAGCAAUUCUUUGUCCGUCACGUCUUCAAAUUGGAGCAGGAAGAAUAUAAUCUGGAAAAUAUCAACUGGCAGCACAUUGAAUUCACAGACAAUCAGGACGCGCUGGAUAUGAUUGCCAUCAAACCGAUGAACUUAAUCUCUCUCAUUGAUGAAGAGAGCAAAUUCCCCAAGGGAACGGAUGCCACGAUGCUCCACAAGCUGAAUUCUCAGCACAAACUGAACAUCAAUUAUAUUCCUCCGAAAAACAAUCACGACACCCAUUUUGGCAUCAACCACUUUGCUGGAGUGGUAUACUAUGAAACAAAAGGGUUUCUGGAGAAAAACAGAGACACGCUCCAUGGGGAUAUUAUCCAGCUGGUUCAUUCCUCAAGAAACAAAUUCAUCAAGCAGAUUUUCCAGGCUGACGUAGCCAUGGUAAGAGCCACACAAAAGAGAUCGCCAACGUCCAGUUUGAAGGUAAAAUAAGUUCUGCCAGUCCUNAUGCGCACCCUCGGCGUCUGCCAGCCCUUCUUCGUCCGCUGCAUCAAGCCCAACGAGUACAAGAGGCCCAUGUUAUUUGACCGGGAGCUUUGUGUCCGCCAGCUGAGAUAUUCUGGGAUGAUGGAAACCAUCCGGAUCCGCAGGGCUGGCUAUCCAAUCCGGUACACCUUUGUGGAAUUUGUCGACCGGUACCGGGUUCUCAUGCCAGGAGUUAAACCCGCUUACAAGCAGGGGGAUCUGCAUGGAACAUGCCAGCGCAUUGCUGAAGCUGUGCUGGGCAAAGAUGAUGAUUGGCAGAUUGGCAAGACAAAGAUCUUCCUGAAGGAUCACCAUGAUAUGCUGUUGGAAAUUGAGCGGGACAAAGCCAUCACGGGCAAGGUUAUCCUCAUUCAGAAAGUAGUUCGUGGAUUUAAAGACAGAUCCCGUUUCCUGAAAGUGAGGAAUGCAGCGCUGAUGAUUCAACGGAACUGGAGGGGCUACAACUGUCGACGAAACUACGAGGCUAUGAGAAUCGGCUUCCUCAGGCUACAAGCCCUCUACCGUUCCCGCAAACUCCACCGGCAGUACCACAUGGCUCGCCAGCGCAUCAUCGAGUUCCAGGCAAGGUGCCGGGGGUUCCUGGUGCGCCGCGCCUUUCGCCAUCGCCUCUGGGCAGUCUUGACCAUCCAGGCAUAUGGAAGAGGAAUGAUUGCCCGCCGACUCUAUAAGCGCCUGAAGGGGGAGUAUCACCGACGUCUGGAGGCAGAAAAACUACGUCUGCUGGAAGAGGAGCGGCUGAGGAAGGAAAUGAGUGCAAAGAAGGCCAAGGAGGAAGCAGAAAAAAAACAUCAAUUGCGCCUGGCCCAGCUGGCUCGGGAAGAUGCUGAAAGAGAAAUCAAAGAAAAAGAGGAAGCUCGGCAGAAGAAGGAGCUGCUGCAGAAAAUGGAGAAGGCUCGGAACGAGCCUGUGAAUGACUCGGACAUGGUGGACAAAAUGUUUGGAUUCCUGGGAACGACGGCAUCUUUGCCGGGGCAGGAAGGACAAGCACCCGACGGCUUUGAGGAUCUUGAAAGAGCUGGAAAGGUGCUGGAAGAAGAUGACCUAGAUAUGGUGCUACCUUUGCCCGAGGAAGAAGAAGAGGACUUAUCUGAAUAUAAAUUUGCAAAAUUUGCUGCCACGUACUUCCAGGGCACAACCACACACACGUAUAUACGCCGACCUCUCAAACAACCUCUGUUGUACCACGAGGAUGAAGGAGACCAGUUGGCAGCCCUCGCGGUAUGGAUUACCAUCCUUCGCUUCAUGGGGGACCUCCCUGAACCCAAAUAUCACACCGCAAUGAGCGAUGGCAGCGAGAAGAUCCCAGUCAUGACCAAAAUUUAUGAGACCCUGGGGAAGAAGACCUACAAGAAGGAACUCCAGGCCCUUCAAAGCGAAGGAGAGAGUGCGCAUCUAGAUGGCCCUAAGAAGAGCAGCGUGCGACAGAAACUAGUCUCCCUGACCCUCAAGAAAAAAUCAAAGUUAACCGAAGAGGUGACCAAGCGCCUUCACGAUGGCGAGUCCACCGUCCAGGGGAACAGCAUGCUAGAGGACCGCCCGACCUCCAAUUUGGAGAAACUCCAUUUCAUUAUUGGUAACGGCAUCCUGAGGCCAACCUUAAGAGAUGAAAUUUACUGCCAAAUCUGCAAACAGCUGACCCAAAACCCUUCCAAAAACAGCCACGCCAGAGGAUGGAUCCUGGUGUCCUUAUGUGUGGGCUGCUUUGCCCCUUCUGAGAAAUUUGUCAAGUAUUUAAGGAACUUCAUCAUCGGGGGUCCCCCAGGGUAUGCUCCUUACUGUGAAGAGAGGCUCAGAAGGACGUUUGUCAAUGGGACCAGGACGCAGCCCCCAAGCUGGCUGGAGCUUCAGGUAGCCCUUUUGAAGGCGUGCGGUGGGCACGCUCACAAAAUGGUGGGCACGGGCCGUUUGGAAAUGACCAUCGGCCAGACGACAGAACGCUAA
Messenger RNA from Python bivittatus (Burmese python), 3810 nucleotides. The record is from RefSeq and is a predicted model, not a curated record. Lineage: Eukaryota; Metazoa; Chordata; Lepidosauria; Squamata; Pythonidae.